Molecule: messenger RNA, 1968 nt
Organism: Anopheles marshallii
Lineage: Eukaryota; Metazoa; Arthropoda; Insecta; Diptera; Culicidae
Exons: 2
Coding region: 1-1968 (655 amino acids)
Source: RefSeq, a predicted model, not a curated record
AUGGAGGUGUCGGCCGAAGAGUGGAUAGAACGGGCGAAGGAAAACAUGAAAAAAUUCCUUAACCGUGGUGGUGCUUGCCGGGGAGAUGAACCACAAAUGUUGGCCGGAGCGGCACUAGAAAAUACGCUCGGUUAUGCCCUUAACCUGACGAUGAAGGAUCCGAACGAGUGGACCGACGAUGAACUGCAGCAAGAGUACAUGGAACAGCUAUGCUUUUAUGACACCGAUUCGCGCAAGACAAUCGACAAGCUAACGCAGCAGAUGUACGCUCAAGGUGUCGUACCGGACGAACCGUGCCAUCUGACGAUCUUACCGAUUGAACUGUACGCAGAGGGGAAGCUUUAUGAGGUAGCCCUAUUUCGAUACCAAUUCGGGGAUCUUCAAGCAACCGAACCGAAGUACAUUGAUUCGUACGGUCGCGUGUAUGGAAGUUUCCGGGAUUUUCUGCGUAACAAUAAAUACCCGUCGGCGGAGAUGAUUUAUCCGCGCGAAGGGCGGCUCGAGGCGAGUGAAGAGAAAACUGUGCUGUAUGAGGUCGGCAAAACACCCGCCUGGAAAGCGUACUAUUUUAAAGCGUUGGACAUUGCCACGGGAAUAAUUGGUAUCGCUGGUGCAACUGGAGCCAUCUUUCUGUCCGGUGGUAUUGCGACACCCUUUGUUGCGGCCAGCAUUGGAUCGGCAUUGUACGCAACCGGACGCUCGAUCGAUGUGCUGCGCGAUAAAAGCGCCCACCAGGAAUCGUUGAAUCCGUUCCUUGAUUCCGAAUCCCGUACCGCAUGGCUGAGUCUUACGGCACACGUGCUCACCUUCGGCACCAUGCCCCACAUAUCGGCACUGUCCGGGGUCGCCUCAACGAGCCACAGCAUCGCAACGGGGUUCAAGGUGUGCAACUUCAUCAACGAGACGGGCAACAUCAUAAGCGAUCUGGUGAUUUGCGACACACUGUCGGCAAUGCAUUCGAAUUACUAUAACGCGUCGAUCGAAACACGGUUGGCGCACGCUGCCUCGAUCUGCUUCUGGACAAAGACCACCAUCAGCAUCCGGCAGGCGGAACUGAUGAUGAAGAACAAUGCAAUCGUUGCGCUGAAGCUGUUCGGGUUUGAGGAUCAUUGCUGCGAGUACUUUAACAACGAUUCGCACGCGAUCGAUAUUGGGUUAAGAAUUGCGAAGCAUUCGCUCGAGACCAAUGUGCAGAUCGUGUCCGAUCCGAGUGACCCCGGUGCGAUACGGAUUGAUGGUACCCGGUUCCCUAUAAAAGAACUGUUGCGACUAGAACCAAACGAAGUCGAAUUGCUGUUUGAAGCUUUGCAAGGUGUAUCAUCGACACCGGACGAUCGGGCACUGUUCGAUGAAAUGCGCUGUUUGGUUUGUUCGGUGAAAAACUCCGAUGAAGAAGCAAAGUUAAGCGUACUGGUACGACUGCUCGCCGCGGAAGCAGAACGGGAGUGUCUACCGGUUAACGAUGUAAUGGAAAUGUUACUUCAAACAUAUGCCGCCAUUAAACGAUACGAAGAGUCGGCAAAUGUAAAGCCUACCACAUUCCAGCUUUCAGCAGAACAGGAAGGACUAUGUGUAGGACGCGGCCUGUGGUUGCGGUUGAAACGGGCGUACAUUUUGUUUGCAUCCAAUCGAACACCAACUGUACCAGUGGAGCAAGCAGCGGCUGCUGGUGAUAGCAAACCGAAGGACACUGAGCCAACGGUGGAUGAUGAAGACAAGGAUUCGGAUCGGAUAAUACGGGCAAUGCUGGAGCUGUCGGAGAAGCAGUGCAGCCAGCUGACGGAAAUAAUACGCCAGGAUCCGAACUAUUUUUCUAUUUUUAAGCAAAAAUCAUUGGAAGUAAUCGAGGAUCAUGAAGGUGUCGGUGAGGGCAAUGAGACAACAGCACACCAAACGGAGCAACUCCUCUACGAAAAGCUGAAGAAUAAUAUUCUGAAAGCUCUAGAGCGUGAAGGAAAGCAUAGUUAA